Messenger RNA from Cantharellus anzutake, 2835 nucleotides. RefSeq names its product Tubulin/FtsZ, GTPase domain-containing protein. Gene Ontology annotation, molecular function: GTP binding; structural constituent of cytoskeleton. Gene Ontology annotation, biological process: microtubule cytoskeleton organization; mitotic cell cycle; nuclear division. The record is from RefSeq and is a predicted model, not a curated record. NCBI's taxonomy places the organism in Eukaryota, Fungi, Basidiomycota, Agaricomycetes, Cantharellales, Hydnaceae. The transcript is spliced from 23 exons. Gene Ontology annotation, cellular component: microtubule; spindle; cytoplasm. Bases 1 to 2835 code for a protein of 944 amino acids.
AUGCGCGAGGUCCUCUCUCUUAUCGGCCAAGCCGGAGUUCAGCUUGGGAAUUCUUGCUGUUCGCCUUCUGCCAACGACAAUGGCUUCUCCACUUUCUUCUCCGAGACAGGCGCUGGAAAACACGUCCCACGUUCUCUUUACAUCGAUCUUGAGCCUAGUGUAAUUGAUACUGUUAGGACUGGAAAGUAUCGUACCUUGUUCCAUCCGGAGACACUUAUUUCUGGCCGUGAGGAUGCGGCUAAUAAUUAUGCUCGUGGUCAUUACACCAUUGGAAAGGAACUGAUGGAUCCUAUCAUGGAUAAAAUUUCACGCCUUGCUGAAAAUGCCCCUGGUUUACAGGGGUUCUUUAUUUUUCACUCUUUCGGUGGCGGAACGGGAAGCGGAUUGGGAGCACUGCUACUGGAGCGCCUGUCCCAUGAAUAUGGAAAGAAGGCCCGACUUGAGUUUGCUGUCUACCCUGCACCCAAGACGUCCAAUUCCGUCGUUGAGCCCUACAACACCGUCCUGACUACGCAUACUACGCUUGAAAAUGUCGACUGCUCGUUUAUGGUGGAUAACGAAGCCAUCUAUGACAUUUGCAAGAAACGUCUCGGGAUCGCUUCUCCAAGCUUCACGAACCUUAACCGCAUCAUCGCUCAAGUUGUCUCUAGCGUCACAGCUUCUCUUCGGUUUGACGGCAGCCUCAAUGUUGACCUCAACGAGUUCCAGACCAAUCUUGUGCCACCCCCUAGAUUCCCUCGCAUUCAUUUCCCUCUUGCUACAUACGCACCUAUUAUUUCUGCAGAAAAGGCCACACACGAGCAAAACUCAGUGCUAGAGAUGACGCUUUCGUGCUUUGAGUAUGGCAAUCAGAUGGUUAAGUGCGACCCCCGUGGGGGAAAAUACAUGUCCUGCUGUCUUUUAUACCGUGGCGAUGUGACUCCUAAAGAAGUCAACGAGACCGUUAAAGUCGUCAAGAGUAAACGCACUGUCCAAUUUGUUGAUUGGUGUCCAACUGGAUUCAAGCUUGGGAUUUGCAACGAACCCCCCGCUCUUAUCCCCGAAGGCGAUCUUGCCCGAACAUCCCGCAGCCUCUGCAUGCUUUCUAAUACUACCGCUAUUGUCGAGGCAUGGCAAGGGAUUGACCGCAAAUUUGAUCUCUUGUACUCAAAACGCGCCUUCGUGCAUUGGUACGUGGGUGAAGGUAUGGAAGAGGGCGAGUUCUCUGAGGCCCGCGAGGAUCUCGCCUCACUGGAAAAGGACUAUGAAGAAGUUGGCGCGGACGCGGCGGACGACCAGCCUUCAGAUUUUGUCUUAGUAGCUUUCAUCACUUGCUGCACUAUCGCGAUGCGUGAAGUUAUCUCCCUCCACGUCGGACAAGCCGGCGUUCAAAUCGGAAACGCGUGUUGGGAGCUUUACACCAUCGAACACGGUCUGAAUCCCGAUGGACGCCUGAAAGAGGACUCUCCUUCCCAUUCUGAUAGUGGCUUCUCCACAUUCUUCUCUGAGACAGGUGCUGGGAAGCAUGUUCCCAGGGCUUUGUACAUCGAUCUUGAGCCGAAUGUCAUCGAUGAGGUCAGGACGGGGAUCUAUCGUAGUCUCUUCCAUCCGGAGACCCUGGUCAAUGGAAAAGAGGAUGCUGCGAAUAACUACGCUCGUGGUCACUACACUGUCGGAAAGGAACUGAUUGAUAGUGUUAUGGACAAGGCUCGAAAGCUUGCAGACAAUUGCAACGGCCUUCAGGGCUUCUUCACCUUUCACUCGUUUGGAGGUGGAACUGGUUCGGGAUUCGGUGCCCUGAUCAUGGAACGUCUCUCGACUGACUACGGCAAGAAAUCCAAGCUUGAGUUUGCGGUUUAUCCCGCUCCAAAGAUGUCUAGCUCAGUAGUUGAGCCAUACAACAGCAUUCUAACCACCCAUACCACGCUGGAACACUCCGAUUGCUCAUUUAUGGUUGACAACGAGGCUAUUUAUGACAUUUGCAAGAAGAAUUUGGGCAUAUCUUCCCCGGGCUUCACAAAUUUGAAUCGAAUAAUUGCUCAAGUCGUCUCCAGCAUCACCGCCUCCCUUCGUUUCGAUGGAAGUCUUAAUGUAGAUCUAAACGAAUUCCAAACUAACCUUGUGCCAUUCCCCCGUAUCCACUUCCCUCUCGCAACUUACGCACCCAUCAUUUCCGCCGAUAAGGCCUUCCAUGAGCAGAACUCUGUAGCCGAGAUGACUUUCUCUUGCUUCGAGUCGGGCAACCAAAUGGUUAAAUGCGACACCAGGGAUGGCAAAUACAUGGCCUGCUGUCUCUUGUUUCGUGGUGAUGUGGUUCCCAAGGAAGUCCAGGGCGCAGUCAGUACUAUCAAGACUAAGCGUUCUAUCCAGUUCGUCGACUGGUGUCCUACUGGCUUCAAGCUUGGUAUCUGCAAUGAGCCUCCUGCUUUCGUUCCCGGUGGCGAUGUUGCAAAGGUUUCUCGUAGCCUUUGCAUGCUGUCCAAUACUACUGCUAUUGCAUCUGCCUGGAGCCGUUUGGACCACAAGUUUGAUCUUCUAUACUCAAAGCGUGCUUUCGUGCACUGGUAUGUCGGAGAAGGUAUGGAGGAGGGCGAGUUUUCUGAAGCUCGUGAAGAUCUCGCCGCUCUGGAGAAGGAUUAUGAGGAGGCAAGCUUAUGUCACCCUGUCAAUCCCCAGCCAUUACUGACUUUGCACCUGCAUUCAGUGAGCAUGAGCUUGCUGGAGAUUCAAUGUACUCUUUUACUGGAGUUGUGUGUGGCAACGGUCGAUGUCCAACGGGCUAGACAGGGGAAGCUGGCGCUGCAAUCCGCAGCGACGUCUGUACCUCAUAGCUGGUCAGGCAAGCCUUGGAAGUAA